Plectropomus leopardus (leopard coralgrouper) is the source of this 5378-nucleotide messenger RNA. It is a transcript of the gene ugt8, whose product is annotated as UDP glycosyltransferase 8. Gene Ontology annotation, cellular component: endoplasmic reticulum. Gene Ontology annotation, biological process: galactosylceramide biosynthetic process. Lineage: Eukaryota; Metazoa; Chordata; Actinopteri; Perciformes; Serranidae. Gene Ontology annotation, molecular function: N-acylsphingosine galactosyltransferase activity. The record is from RefSeq and is a predicted model, not a curated record.
GUGACACGGACUGGGAGUUUGAUGUUGCCUCUGUCUGUGAUCGAUACCCGGGGACACAUUUUACUUUACAGCCAUUUUUUCAUCACUACUUUUUUGAUGUGUGUUACCUCCCCGACACUUUAAAUUGCGUUAAAAAAAAUUAUUGCAGUUUCGCCCCUCCACCUCUCCCGAGCAACACUGAAGCCUCAAGCCAUGUUACUACCCUCGUCACUACUACUCCUCCUCCUCGGCCUCCUCACCUGGAGUCCCAGUGCAUCAUGGGCUGCAAAAGUGAUCGUGGUCCCACCCAUCAUGUUUGAAUCACAUCUUUACAUCUUCAAGACACUGGCCACGGCUCUGCACCAGGAAGGCCAUGAGACCCAUUUUUUAAUUUCAGAGGGCCGCGGGGUGCCCCCCUCUCCUCACUACCACUUACAGCGCUACCCAGGGAUCUUUAACAGCACCACAGCUGACAACUUCCUCCAGUCCAAAGUCAGCAACAUCUUCUCGGGCCGCCUGACAUUUCUGGAACUGUUUGACAUUCUUGACCACUACUCCCAGAACUGUGACGCUGUCGUUGGCAGUGUCGAGGUAAUGACCCGCCUCAAGGAGGCCAAGUUUGACCUGCUGCUGGUGGACCCUAAUGAGAUGUGCGGUUUUGUGAUCGCUCAUAUCCUGGGUGUGAAAUAUGCCGUGUUCAGCACAGGCCUGUGGUACCCUGCAGAGGCAGGUGCCCCGGCCCCGCUUUCAUAUGUACCCGAAUUCAACUCGUUGCUGACUGACCGCAUGUCUCUGCUCCAGAGGAUCACCAACACAGCUGUUUAUCUGGUGCAGCGCUUUGGAGUCCAUUAUAUUGCAUUGCCCAAGUAUGACCGGAUUAUGAAGAAACAUGGAGUGAAGCCUCAAGUGGCCAUGGCCGACUUGGUGCAGGGCAGCCGGCUGUGGAUGCUUUGCACUGACAUGGCUCUGGAGUUCCCCCGGCCCACGCUGCCACAUGUGGUGUACAUAGGAGGCAUCCUUACCAAGCCCCCCAGCCCUUUGCCACAGGAUUUCGAGGCGUGGGUGAAUGACACAGCGGAGCAUGGCUUUGUGGUUGUGUCGUUCGGAGCUGGGGUCAAGUACCUUUCCCAUGACAUCGCUCACAAACUGGCAGGAGCCCUCGCCAGGCUGCCCCAGCGUGUUGUCUGGAGAUUCUCUGGAGUUCCACCCAGUAACCUUGGCAACAACACAAAGCUUGUUGAUUGGAUGCCUCAGAACGACUUAUUAGGCCACGCCAACACACGGGCCUUCCUGAGCCACGGUGGCCUGAACAGCAUCUACGAGGCCAUGUAUCACGGGGUGCCAGUGGUUGGUGUGCCCCUGUUUGGAGACCACUAUGACACCAUGACUCGUGUGGCGGCUAAAGGAAUGGGCAUCAUGCUACAUUGGAAAUACAUGACCGAGGAAGACCUCUACACAGCCCUGACCAGCGUCAUCAAAGACAGCAGGUACCGCCAGCAAGCACGCACUCUCUCUAACAUCCACAAAGACCAGCCGGGCCAUCCUGUGACCAGGGCCGUCUACUGGAUCAGCUACAUCCUACGUCACAAAGGUGCCAACCACCUGCGCUCCGCCGUAUAUGAUGUGUCCCUCUACCAGUACUUCCUGCUGGAUGUGAUUUUUACUGUAGGGGCCGCUGUGGCUCUGGCUGUCUUUGCCCUGCGACGGCUGGUACGAUUGAUGCGGGGGAAGACCGGGGACCAGAGCAGAGGGGCUGGUGACACAAGGGAUGAUGGUAACAUGGCCAAUGGACAUUGCCAUAGCGAGAGCGUGGCCAACGGGAAACACAAACGCAAUGGCUCCUUGAAAAAUGAGAAGAAGAUGAAUUAGUGUUUUGAAUGGCCAAGAGGGACGAGGAAGAAGUUGCCCCAAGGACUCAGCUCUAGGUUUGGUUAAGUGGUUUUUAUACAAGCUUUGAAGAGAAAGCUGUUCUUAGGUCUGCGUCGAGAGGCAACUGCUACUCAGAGCAAGCAAGCGGCUGUAGAAGGAUACACAAUGCAUUGUGUGGGGAUGGAGCAAGGCAUAAGGUGCUCAAGAAUCUGUGUGUGUGUGUGUGUGUGGGUGUAUGUGUGCACUGAGGCGAAUUUAACGAAAAAAAACUCUAACAAAAAAGCAGCUACAGCAACCAAAUUGGAAAGUAAUCGAGGAUGAAACAUAGGAAAUACACGUUGGGAGGACAUUGUUUCUUCACAUAUGUCAUCUCUCCUGCAUGUUCUCUGUCGUCUUCCUGCCUUCCGUACCAGUGGAAGGAUGAUGAAAAGGGGAAAUCCUGAGCGCCAACCCCUCAUCCUCAGAACAAAACAAGAAAACAAAUGGAUAGCUUUUGAAAUAGUUAGGAUUUAAUGUUUUUAACUGCAAACUCCGCUUCUACAAGUGUCUGGUAAACUGUAAAUAGAGGACAAAUAUAUUUAUUACUUUAUAAAUGCAUUUUAAUGAUGGACCUUUUUAACCUAUCUUAUUUUUAAUUUAUUUCAUGUUGCAUGAUGGUACACAUACACUCCCUUCUCUUGGCACAGCAAAGUGCACAUCAUAUUGGUGAAACAAACUGAAAGCUGCAGCCAUGACAAGUCUGCACAAGUCUGUGCUUUCCACAGUAUUCAUGGUGGUCUUGUUUUCAAGUGUGUUGAAAAUAUUUUCCAUUUUUCCCUUUUCACAUGGUAGUGCCAUCCUGUGACUGCCCUUAGCUGUGCAGCGUUCCUACUGUCUCCAAACUGACAGUUUGUUCUGUUUGGCUUAUCAGUGUGAAAAGGGCUAAUCACGUUAUCAUGAAGAGAUUUAAUAGCAAUGGCUACCAAGGAUACUAUGGAUAGGCAGAGCCAGAUCAGAAAUGUGCUCAUCCAGUCAUCUGAUCAUGGAUUAGUCAGAGCUUUACUGAUUUGUGAUUACUUGCUUCGUCAGUCCCACAUCUUCAUUCUGCAUCCCUCAUUUAUUUAUUAAUUGGUAAAGAUUCACCUUUUGACUGCCAUUUUUAAAGCUACACUUGACUUUGUACAUCAUACGUGUACGAUUCACUUGAUGAAUGAUCUCUCAUUAGACUCCCUAAAAACACGAGGUUUCACCCAUGUUACAGGGCGUAGUAGUGAACACUUCAGCAAGCUCUGUGAGCUGUUGGGAAAAGUUUGCAUAGAGGGCUUUUCCCCAGAAAUCUGUUUGUCAGGGUUAGGAAAAAAGUUGUGGUUGAGGUUAAAAUGGAUAGAUUUCUGCCAGAAAGGGAUUUCUGUCAGAAAACACACAAGGCAAUGUUUUCCCAUGUGCGCUUUGUGACUGUCUCAGCUUGUGCAUGUUUGAGUUUUUCAAAAUGAAGGGUGAGUUUUGCUAGUUUUGUACAAACAAUAAGCCGAACACAAUUUUACAAAUCCUAGGAUAGCAACAGACCCACCUUACUCUCCCUACGAUUGGCUAGUACUUGCUACAUCUUUAUUAAUUGAUGAUUACAAAAAAUAAAAAACACUUCUGUUUGAAGUUACAGUUAAGCUUGCGUUCUCCCAUAGGUUUAAUCUUGGGGUUAAGGCAACGAUUAGGGUAAUAGACAGCUUUUUCAGUGAUAGUUUUGCUAGUUUAUCCAAAAAGUGAAGAAAGGACCCAAUGCAAGCAGAUGAGAAUGUGCAUCAAGCUUACAACACACUGCCUCUGGGUGAAACCCCAUGUUUUUAGGGAGUCCUGUUCUGACACAGCUUAUGUUGCAAAUGCUAGUUUUAAAAGACACAUUUCAGGUAGAAAUCCAUUCAGUGCCCCUCUUCUGCAAGUUGAAAUCUGUUAUAUAUAGCAAUAGAGGUUCAUGUACAAACUAGGAAGACCUCAUGUAAUUAAAUUAACUUUGGGUGUGAAUGAUUCACAUUCUGUAAGUGGCCUUUUAUAAUGCAAAUAUUUGUGUAUGCAGUAUGCUUGAAUACAUGUGUAUGUGUGAUGUUUCAGUGCUAGUGAUCACUGUACAGCUUUAGACUGAGUGUAUGGAUGAAACAAUGAGGUAUGUUUUAAUCCACUGAGAGUGAUGUAAAAACCAUUGGCUUUUCCACCAUUCUCUGAAGUCAUCAUACUAAUUGAAAACCUAUGCAGUGGAUUCUCUAUGUUAUUUUCAUUCAGUACAACCGAAGUUGCCUUCUGUAGCUUUUAUAUCAUCUUACGUGUCAAUCCACUCUGCUUUAUUUUACUCUUGUUUCUCGGCCAUCGUCUCUGUUAAUUCUUAAUGCAGAUGGAGGAAGGGUGUAAGGAGGGUGAAAGAGUGACUUAGUUCCGACAACAAAGGUGAACCCCGCUACUUUUACAAUGGAUAAUACUGUGUCAAAGUGACACUGAUCCCCACAGCGAAAUUCUCUUUUCUUGAACCCCCGUCGAGGAGAUCAAAGUACAGGGCAAGCUGGAAGAGAAUCGUCACAGUUUGUGGGGAUUCAGUAUCUUGCUAAUGGACAUUUCAGAAGGCUUGUGGACAUGGGACAUAAAAAUCUCAUGAACAUGAGACUUCUAGCUGGACAGGUCUGCAAACCACUGCACCACACUUACUGUACUUUCCUAUAUUCUAUAUUGUUCCAGCAACAAAACCCAGACGUCUACUUUGUGAAUCACAACUGUAAUUGGCAUUCUAGCAAAGUUAUUGUUUACCAACUUACUAAAGCCUCACAUGGACAAUACAGCAAUGUAUUUAAAGGACACAGAAAAAAUGCUAUCACUUAACCUGUCAAAAGUUGUCGAGGACUUAACAUCCAACUAUGUAUGUUCACAAAUCCUGUGAUAAUUGAGAAAAGCUUCAUGAUCUUCCUUUCUCUGUGAGCUACAAUUACACCUGCACAGCCCGACCCCGCCCUGCUGAAAACAGACUAUUAUACUUGAAUCAUCAUCAUUAUCAUCAUCUGUAACAAGCUCAGCUGUUGGGUAUGGGAGGCGGGCCUGCAGGUGCUACACAAGCUAUGAACAGGGUCUGGAGAGAAAAGAAAUGUUUGUGAAGAUGCAUCUAUUUUUUAAUUAUUAUUUUCAGUAUUAAUAUUAUAGACCACAUUAAAAGUCCAUCCAUGCCUGUCCUUUACUACUCUCCUAUGUUUCUGUGCUCACUCCUCAGUCUGACAUGUCUCUGUUCUUGUGUUGUUGCAUUUCAUCAGCUUGAAGUUUUUCUUUGUUCCGUCUUCAGUAGUGCACUUGUUUGUUCCAUGUGUCCGCCUCUUUGUCUUAUUCUUGACUUCCUGAUGUAUUUGGCUGUCUUUGUAUUCUUGUCUUAUCUUCCUCCUAACCCCUUAAAUAUUACAUGUCUCCACUCACUUGCCUUUUUUUAAAACUUUCAUUCUACUUUGAUUUAAAAAUGACAAAGUCCUCAAUUUUCCUGUCAUGUGUGUCCAUGUUGUAAAUAGAACAAUGUAAACAAAAUACUA